Messenger RNA from Monopterus albus (swamp eel), 1479 nucleotides. RefSeq names its product protein THEM6. NCBI's taxonomy places the organism in Eukaryota, Metazoa, Chordata, Actinopteri, Synbranchiformes, Synbranchidae. The transcript is spliced from 4 exons. The record is from RefSeq and is a predicted model, not a curated record. The coding region runs from base 395 to 1180 and encodes 261 amino acids.
CGGAUGUGUUGAAAUCUAGUUUGCUCAGAUUAAAUGGAGUUCAUGAACUUGAGUGUUUGACGACUCGGCAAAUUUAGUUAGAAACAAGGAAUCAGACAACAAUUUAUAGCCUUUUAAAAAGAAACUUCCCCCAGUUUGUUUACGUUUGUUUGUUGUUAGACUGAAAACUGCGGAUACUACGUCAACAGGUAUCCUGAAAAGUAAAAACACUACACUGAACCUCACUUUAAACUGUAACACUGAAUCACAACAUAAGCUGACUACGAGCUACUGCAAAAUGAAUCAUCUUGGGAGAUUAAAAUAAUUGCAAAAUAUAUAGCUGAGAUAAUUGCUGAAGACACAGAGACAUACGAAGAGAAAUACAGGAUAAUCAAAUCUGCAAAAAGUGCCUGACAUGAUAAGGAUCUUUUCUGCAAACCAGUUAACCAAAGCUUCAGUUCAUCUGGUGGUGGCACAAAUACAAGCUAGGUUCCACCUCAAGUCUAGGGCUGAAAAUCGGGCAGUCAGUGCGAAUGCUCAUGGACAGUGUGGAGGAUCUGCUUCAAACAAGCACUGGUGCUUAAGAAAAAUGUGGUGGGUGCUGUGGGUGCUUGCUGCCUUGCUUGCACUUUUUUGCAGUCUGGAUGUGUGGUACUUCUUACGGGUGGUGGUGGUGAUCGUCCGGGCCUGGUUGCAGCCUCCAGUCAAGGAUGUGACAGCAGAACAGAUCGUAACAGGCCGGGUCACCCCCCAUGACAUCGACAUGUGCCACAUGAACAAUGCUCGUUACCUCCGGGAGUGUGACUUUGCCCGCUUCUCUCUCUUCACCCGUAAUGGUGUGUUCAAGGCUUUGCGAGCCCUCAGAGCUUCAAUGGUAGUGGGGGCCACCACCAUCCGUUACCGAAGGGCUCUGUGCAUCGGUGAGGGUUAUGAGCUGCGGAGUCGGAUUGUCACUUGGGAUGACAAAGCCUUUUUCCUAGAGCAGAGAUUUGUCUCAACAAAAGAUGGUUUGGUGUGUGCCGUUAUGUACUGCAAGCAGAGUGUUAUACGGAGCAGCCCAGAGAAGAUCAUGCAGCACCUAUGCAAGCGUAAGGUGGAGAGCCCUGAGUUUCCAAAAGACCUUCAGCACUGGGUCAAUUUUAUCUCUGCCAGCAGCCUGGCCCUGAGGGCUGAGAGCGGAGUAGAGGAAAAGAACAAAUAAGGCAUUGCACGGACAGCUACUAAAAUUGCACCCAAGCUAUUAAAAUUGGCUUUUCGUAAGCCAACUAAUUUACCAACCUAGGAUUUAAAGUCUUCAGAGAGAGACAUUUGUCUUCUGUCCACAAUUACUUGACUUGAACACACUUGUGUCCACACUUUAAAAUACUAGCUUUACUUAGAUCUCAAUUUUUAUUUGGUUCAAACGUUGCAAGAACUAGCAGACCACAUUGUUUUGAGUGGCUGCAAACGGGGUUGAAGAAUCUUUACUUGCACAGUAAUAAAGUAAUGUACUUAAUUGUA